GCGUUAAUAGUUUGAUCUUUUGAGUAAUUUCCAGUGCUUGUGUUUUUUGUGACCUGUUCUAACGUGCCUCCUCCUUUUUUCUUCCAGUGCCUCACUCCCCGCUCACUGCAGCCAGCUCCAGCACUCUCACACUCCGGACUCUUGGACUCUCAUUCCCUGAUUGCUUACCUGUGUAAAUAAAACUGUUAAAACUGCUACUCCGCCUCCGCAUCCUGGGUUCAACAUCACAAAUCAUACAACAGAAAAUUCAGGCCAGAAAUGGACCCAGCGGACCCGGACUCAAUAAAGACUGCAAUAUCUCACCAAGGACAACGCCUCGGACAACACAAGACCAUGUUAAAAGGUAUGCCACCAAUCAGCAGAGACUACAACACGCACUGUCGAUGCCCUCAAGUGGAGUCUAGGAUCAUUCCCCCAGACAACCUGAGAAGCAUCAAACUCAUCCCUGAAGGUCCCCACUGCCCCGACACAGAAGUCAUAGCUGGACUGGCAAGCGGGGAGAAAGUCUGCCUGAACCCUCGAUCUUCCUGGGUGAAGAAGUUGAUCCACUUUGUCCUUGAGCGACAGCUGCAUCAGCAGGGAGUGGCAGUCACCAAGAAUAAAGCCUAAUGUCAUGACGCAAGUGAAAAUGUGUUGCAAAGAAACCUGUCAUCAGGUCAUCACCCCUCUCUGCAAGUAUGAGCUAGACUAUAAGGAUGCUAUAACAAAUAACAUUUGAUUUAAUCAUCUUUUGCUGAAGUUUAUAACUUAUUUUCUGCUGUUAGUAAUCUUAAUUUUUUCUUGAUAUUCUUGAUUUUUAUUUAAUAUGUUUUAAAGUGAAAUCAAGCCUUUACUUUGUAUUGUUUAAAAGCAGAAAGGUGGCUAAGACUUUAUUUGUUGGGACCCAAUUAACAAGCAAUUUUCUCUGGUUUUUAGGGUGGCAUUUCACCUUGUCCCUAACCUCAUAGUCUUAGCCCUUAGCCUAAAAAUUACUUUAAAAUUAUUCAGGAAGCACUCUAAUUCAGGAUUCUAAUUUAGUGGGCUAAAAAAGAAUUUAACAGGGAAUCAUCAAGCAACUUGUAUGGAGUAUCAUCAUCUUAAUUCUACCUGAUAAAAUACCACAGAGAAUUGUCACAAUGUUAUGAAGGUUAUGGUAAGGGGGGUAAGGGUGAGGAUUAAAAACUAAAAACUUGGAUACUUCUUACUUGGUAAAAUGCCAACUUAUUACUCAGCAAUUGCCACUUUAUUCCUGAGAAACUAUUAGAUGACUACACUUAUAACUUGGUAAUUAGGGCCCAUCAAAACAAAUUUCCACCGAAAGGUGUUUUGCAAUAUGUGAAAGUAAAUUUAAAUGAGCUGUAAUGUUAAAAUAUGUGCAUACAAGGCAGGGAUGUCCAAACUACAGCCAGGGGGCCAGUUGUGGUCCAUGGUCCAUUCUUAAUUGGCCAAAGAAAAUUCUUUACAAUAAAGGUGAGGAAUAUCAAAGUGGUCUAGACAUCCCAGUAUUUUUUUUUCUGUAUGCAGCCUUCAGUGUAAAAAGUUUGGACACCCCUGACAUAAGGUAUUUAAUCAUUUUAGUAAAAAAGGCAAGUGUGACUUGAAACUGUUUUGGCACUAAAAGGUUUGGAUGAAUAACUGAGAGCAGAUAUGUAGCAUUUUUUAUUCUAACCUUUUUUACUAUGUUAUACUUAU
Molecule: messenger RNA, 1671 nt
Organism: Cheilinus undulatus (humphead wrasse)
Lineage: Eukaryota; Metazoa; Chordata; Actinopteri; Labriformes; Labridae
Gene: cxcl19
Product: chemokine (C-X-C motif) ligand 19
Exons: 3
Coding region: 259-609 (116 amino acids)
Biological process (GO): cellular response to lipopolysaccharide; antimicrobial humoral immune response mediated by antimicrobial peptide; chemokine-mediated signaling pathway
Cellular component (GO): extracellular region
Molecular function (GO): CXCR chemokine receptor binding; chemokine activity
Source: RefSeq, a predicted model, not a curated record